AGGGAGGGGCGGUGCCUUCGGAGCAGGGUCCUGAUUGGCCGCAGCGACGUCACCAGGGCAACGAACGGAGGGGCGUGGCGUCGCGGUGCCGUGGACCGGAAGCGGCCGCCGGCGCCGGCGCCGGCGCGGUGGCGAAGGAGAGCGCGGUUGGGCUGGGCUGGGCUGGGCUGGGCGCCGUUUCUCCACCUCCCGGGACCCAGCCCCUCCUCCCUGCGCGCCCCCGGCCGAGCCGCUCCUUCCCGGGCUUCGUGCUGCCUCCUCCGAGAAGGCUCCCUCCCUCCUCCCACUUUGGGGAGACGAACCCCGAGGCUGGUCUCCCGGGUUGGACAGCCCCCAGGUGGCCGGCUCACGACUCCGCGCAGCUCGGGGUUCCGGCCACCUGCUCCGUCCGGCCUGGGCGCGCCCUCCGCAGCGCGCUGAGGUCGGCGAGCAUCGAGCCCCCCAAGGCCAGCCUCGACCCUGGGCGCAGCCGCGGGCCACCCUAUCGCCAGCCCCUCGGGGCGCCCAGUGCAGCCCCGUGUCCCGCCCUGGCCCCCCGCCCCGCCCCGCUCCUCGCGGCUCUGCAGCCUGACCUGGACUCGACCUCUCCACCGCGCCUUGUGCCCUCGGGGGGUUCCCUGACCCCACCUUCCCUGCACGUCCCCCUCGGUGGCUCCAAGGCUCCCGACACCACCAUGCCGUCCUCCCUGGGCCCUCCGCGCCUGCCCCCCGGGAGCCCUGCAGCCGCCCCGGAGGACCCCGAGGCGGCGCGCCUGCGCUUCCGGGGGUUCCGCUUUGAGGAGGCGGCGGGUCCUCCCGAGGCCCUGGCCCAGCUCCGCGAGCUGUGCCGCAGGUGGUUGCGGCCCGAGGCUCACUCCAAGGAGCAGAUGCUGGAGCUGCUGGUGCUGGAGCAGUUCCUGGGCGCGCUGCCCCCCGAGAUCCAGGCCUGGGUGCAGGGCCAGAGGCCAGGCAGCCCCGAGGAGGCCGCCGCGCUGGUGGAGAGCCUGCGGCAGGACCCCGGGCAGCUGCUGGGCUGGAUCGCAGCCCGCGUCCUGAAGCCAGCAGUGCUCCCUGCGGCGCAGGAGGCAGAGGACUCACCGGAGAGAGUCCCGCCCCUCGGGGCAGCCGCGGGCGAGCGGCGGGAGGACGCCCCGGUGCAGACGGAGGGGUCUGCCCGGCUCAGCUGCAGCGUGAAGGAGGAGCCCGAUGCUGACGGGCUGGAGACCGCAUCCGCCAGUCCCUCCCAUGCAAUCCAGACCCAGGAGGGGCCAGUGGGACCCGGGGAACCGGACUCUGCCUCCUUCCACGCCCCCGGGAUGCAGGAGGAGUGGGGGCUGCUGGACCCGUCGCAGAAGGAGCUGUACUGGGACGCGUUGCUAGAGAAGGUUGCCGCCGCCCUUCCUGGACGCGCGGCCGAAGCUGGAGCUGGAGCCGGGGUCGCCGAGCGCGGGCGCCGAGGGCGCGGGAACCGAGCGCCGGGGCCCGCGCUUCACCUGCGCGCAGUGCGGCCGCGGCUUCGGCUGGAAGUCCGUGUUCGCCAUCCACCACCGCGCGCACCGGGCCGCGCCGGCAGCUCCUGCGCCGCCGCCAGGGCCCCGGGAGCCGGCCGCCCCCGCCCCCGCCCCCGCCCGCCCCGCGCCCCCCGCCCGCGGCUACACGUGCGCCGAGUGCGGCCGCGGCUUCAGCUGGAAGUCGCAGCUGGUGAUCCACCGCCAGGGCCACGGCCCCCACCCGCGCCACGUGUGCGGGGACUGCGGCCGCAGCUUCGACUGGAAGUCCCAGCUGGUGAUACACCGCCGCGGCCACCGCCCGCGGGACCCGUGAGGCCGGGGCCUCAGCCCGGACACAGCGGCUGCCGCCGGAGGACCAGGCAGGGAGGGCGCGGGGGCGGGAGCGGCCGCGUUCCCGGGAAGGUCCCCCCGGAAGCCGCCCUCCCCUCCCCGCGGGGCGCCCAGGGCCUUCGCCCCCCUCCUCCGCCUGGGACCCGGGGACCGUGAGAUGCUCAGCAAGCAACCACCUCCUGUCCGCACCGCGGGGCGGGGCCCCCUGGAACUUGUAGGACCAGGACGCCGGGAGGGCAGGGCCGCUUGUGGUGGGCACGGGGAGGGCCCCUUCAUGCUCCCCGCGGCUGUGGGUCUCCCAUCAACUCCCUUUCUGAGUCGGGAGGUUUAUGGAGCGGCUCUGGCCCCUGGUCCUGUGAUGGAUCAGCUCCUCCUCCCGCCUGGCCGCCGGGAGUCCGGGCUCCCGGUCCCGCCUUCCUGCUGCCCGGCACCUCCCCCUUGACCCUCGGCUCCUGAGCCCCAGUCUGAGCGGACACGGAGGGGCCUGACUUUUUAAAACUGACUUUAGAGAAGGGAAGGAAAAGGGAAUAUCAAGUGGCUGUCCACUCCUGUGUGCAUCCGCUGGCCGGUUCCUCUGUGCCUGGUCGGGGAUCAGGGACACACUCCAGCAUCCUGAGCUACGGGUCUUUUUUUCUGUGACAAGCUUAUGUAUUUGUUGUUUAUCUCAUGUUAUAGAACAUAUUCGAUCUUGUUGUUUAAGCUUUACUUUGAAAAUAAGGGGCAUUUUUGUGGGGGGCAGUUUCCAGGAAACCGGUGCACUCGACAGGAGGGGUGUGUGGCUUGGGCCGGGCAGGACCCGGCUGCGGCCUGGAGCUAGGGGCGUGGGGGGGGGGGGGGGGUGCCUCCGCCUCCCCGUGUCUGAGGACCUUCUGACCUGGUGCUCGCCCUGGGGCCGGGGCAAGGUCCGGCUGGAGAUGGAGUGGUUACAGGUGAGCUGGUGGGCCAGCAGGGGUUAGUGGGUCCCCGUGUCCCUGGUGGGUCCAACGCCCCUCAUGGACCUCAGAGGAUCCCCGUGGCCCCCUUGUUCCUGGUGGAUUCUGACAGCAGCUCCGACGCCCAUCCCAGGAGCCUGGACGUCCGCGGGCCUCUGCCUACAACUCCCACAAUGCUCCGGGCUGUGAAGGCGCUCCAGUAGGUCACAGAGGCCUUGACGUUCUUUGGCUUCUGCCUACAGUUCCCACAAUGCCCCGGGGGACGCGUUCAGCCUUCGGAGGCCUCUGCGCUCCGAGGCUCCUUUCUCGUUGCCUCUGGUCUGCAGGGCCCACUGCGCCCAGGAGGGCACUUCCGGCUCCAGACACUGCAGCCCCCAGCUUCAGAGGCCUUUGCGCCAACCCCCCCCCCGCCCCCCAGCACUCGCCGCAGGGCUUCUGUACAUGUGCUCCCCCAAUUACUUCCUGCUCAACCUUCCUGCCUCAGUCGUGCCUGCACGCGGGUCAGCUCGCCCUCAGAGACCUCCCGCAUCCUGCAGAGCACACCCGCGGCCGCUCUCCUCCACUGUGCAGAGGCCAAGGCUGCUGGUCCCUCCCACGCCCCUGCCCUUCCCCAGGCAGGGCCACUACUGCAGGCGAGCAGCGGUCCUAGGUUGGAGGCAAUCGGGACCCUGAAGUAUGUUUCCUUCAAAAAAAUUUUAAUUGAUUUCACGGAGGGAGAGAUAGAAACAUCCAUGAUGAGAGAGAAUCAUUGAUCCACUGCCUCCUGCACAACCCCCACCACACCGGGAGGAGCCCACAACCUGGGC
Pipistrellus kuhlii (Kuhl's pipistrelle) is the source of this 3558-nucleotide messenger RNA. RefSeq names its product zinc finger protein 446 (gene ZNF446). Lineage: Eukaryota; Metazoa; Chordata; Mammalia; Chiroptera; Vespertilionidae. The transcript has 6 exons. Gene Ontology annotation, biological process: regulation of DNA-templated transcription. Bases 675 to 1976 code for a protein of 433 amino acids. The record is from RefSeq and is a predicted model, not a curated record.